Candidula unifasciata is the source of this 3411-nucleotide messenger RNA. Lineage: Eukaryota; Metazoa; Mollusca; Gastropoda; Stylommatophora; Geomitridae. The record is from the annotation of a GenBank genome assembly.
AUGGGCUUUCGUCGAGAAAUCAAGCUCAGGUUCCUGAUUAUCAUGGUGGUGGCAAUCGUUCUGGGAGGCUGUCUUUUCAGCAAGAUGUUACAGUCUCAUCAAGAUCCAGCAGAAGAUUACACCAGGGACAAAUCAGGAACAUGUCUGGCGAAGCCGAUGUGGGUACAAGAACACAUUUCAAAAUCUCCUAUGAAGCACUGGAUAAACAGCCCGUCAGAACUGAAUCCAGGACGCCAUGAUUGGGAUCUGAACUUCCACGUGAGUAGGGUAUUGAAAUACGUGUUCCUUGAUGGACUAGGUGACAUUAUCAAGUUGGAUGAGGAGCAGCUUGAUAAAGUUCUUGUCCAUCAAGUGAGCAGAAGACAACAAGACACACAACCAGACUGGACAUAUAAACCAUUAGAGAACAACUUUGGCAGUAGGAUGUUUUUGAUGGUCCUCGUUAUCAUCCUACUGCAUUCAUCAGCUUUGCCAGCAAUGAUACAUCAAGUGAAAUCCACUACAAGAAAACGCUCACUCGGAUCAGAAAAGUGGAACAACACUGUUGACAAAGGGCUUGAAGAUUUAUAUUCUGCCUGUACAUAUUUUGACAAAAUGUCACACAGUGUUGCAAAUUGUCAAUCCAAGGAUAGAGCCAAAAAACCAUGGAUGGUUGAUCCACUGAGGUGGGAUAGACAUUUUAUUGAAUAUACAACAUACUCGGUACUGGAACGGGUGGCUUCAUACAGGCCAUUUGCUUUUGAUCUCACGCCCAAUAUCCCAUCGGCAGUGACUCUUGCAGAAGCUGGCUUCCAGUACCCUGGCGAGGGGUCAGCUGUGCAAUGCCAAGGGUGCAGAAGUUACGUGGAGAUUGGGGCGUUUAACUCACCAGCCACUGAAGCCAAAUAUCACAGAGAAGGAUGCUUUUUUGUCACAGCUAGUAACAAUGACACAGAGGAAAUGCCCUCUAGCUUAACGCUAACAGAAGUUGGUGAACGAGCAACAGCAAAUGCUUCAUAUACCCGAACUGAGCAAGCAUCCUCAAAAGUUAAUGCCACUAGGGCGACUCCAUUGGGAACUCUGCCCUCCACCACUAUGGCGAAUAACCAGUUGAACAGUCAGCCAGUUGGAGAAUGUAAAGCUACCGAAGCACCACAUAAUUGUCUAGAAGCAACAGCGAAACCGAAUCUUUCAUUUGCCAAUGUCGCUGGAAAUGAGAACGAUUUUGCAGAGCCUCCAGAACAGAACUCACAACAAACUGUAGCUGCAGGAAAUAUGACCAGAAUUUCGACUGCCUCAUGGGAAUGUGAGCAGAUAGGUCAAAUUCCUGCAGUUCCACAACAUCAGACAAAUGAGUCAAUAACAAGGAGUCAUGAGCAGAUAGGUCAAGUUUCUGCAGAUCCGCAACAGCAGACAAAUGAGACAGGGACAAUGGGACAUGAGCACAUUCCUGUAGAUCACAGAGAGCAGGGAAAUGCCUUAUCAGAAACCAGGGGAGCUUCGGCUAAUCCUGGAGUCUCUGAUCAGCUGACAGACCCUGAUAUGGCUUCUGCAUUCACGAGGCUGCUAUUCGACCCCAGCGCCUUUGAUGCCGAGGAAGAGAUCCUUCCUCUAGGACACCACGAUCUCAGAGAAAGAUGCCAGAAGAACCCUGGGCACUUUGGUAACUUUCCAAUGGCGCAGCUACAACUGAACCACAUCCCGUCCAACGUCAGAUGCCCUGAAGUGCUGGAAUUUUUUCAACUGAUAGGAAAACUCGUAGUGAAACUAACAAUUAGAAAACGCAGCAGUAACAGACCUCAAUUUGGCGAGUCUAUUGAAACACACGCCCAGUGCGGAACCGGCCUGGCUUUUGCCGAAGAUGAUAGUGAUGAUCCAGCUCCUACGGAGCCUACGCGAAGGUGGAGCACCAUUAGGCGCUACAUCCCUGGGUUGAAGAAAAACAAGGGGAUCAUACACAUUAGAACCAGUUGCCAUGUUAUUUUUGAUGACUUUGAAGCAGAGAACACCCUGGUUGAAUUCUUCUAUGAUAACCCAAACGGAAAUGAAAUUGUAAAGGCGAAAGGGGUGUCAGUCACUCACAGUCCAGCCAUAGGUGAUGCUACAUCGGUACUGAAAUGCACCAUUUCUGAUUUAUCUAUGGUAGAGUUUGUCAAGAACACAGAGAAGCAAGUCCGAGAGCUCGUAGCGAGGCUUCCAACGAGGAUAAAAGAGAACCUCACGAAAAGGGUCUUUGUGAUCAGUCAUCCUCACGGUCUGGAGAAAGUUUUCUCUUAUGGCGAAUAUGCUGUUGUCAAGUACGCACUGAAGCCAGAGAAAAGAAAUGGCGUGCCGGCACCUGAAAUUGUCAAGAUUAACAACCAUACACAAAUUUCUGAAAAUUCCAACAGCAUAAGGAAAAUGCUAUUCUACACAGCCGAUACUUGCAAAGGUUCCUCUGGAGGCCUUGUUGUCUCCUUCAAGAAGACAGGACUCAAUGGCACUGAAGACAUUCAGCUGGAUCUAUGGAUUCACUCCUGUGUGGAAAAGAAGCAUGGAUUAAAUGCUUCAGUCAUGAAAGAGCUAACGCCAGACGACAUUAUCAAUCACGGAAACACCAGCAUAACCAGACCUUCCGUACAAGAUGAACAGGAAUCAGAGGCUGAUGCGGCAUCCAGACAAAUCGUUACUGGGCCAGUCUACACAGUGAUGGAACCUCCGGCUCACCCCGUAUACGUCCCAUACAUGAAGCGACUGGGCAGUUACCCAAAUCCCUUUUCGCACGUGCACACAGCUGCAGACCUCGCCGAUGCUGGAUUCUUCUUUGCAGGCUACGCCGACUGUGUCCGCUGCUUUCAAUGCGGACUGGGCCUCCGCUCGUGGAAGGCUGGAGACAGCAUCUACGAAGAGCAUCACAGGAACCGACCCGACUGCCAGUUUCUGCAGAUGAAGAUGAGGGCAAACGGAAUCACCCGGCCUGGCCGUCAGUCUGGGAGACAACACAGCAACAGCCGAACGCCAGCCCAAGCUCCGAUAAUUCAACAACCAGAGAGGAAAUCCCACCAAACCCGACAGAGUCAGCUGCCCCUGGCCAGCACGGAAACUUCAGAACCAGCAUCGGAAGAGACAAACCAGACAAAGUUACUGAAACCAUCUAGCAGUUCAUUGUCCGCCGCACAAAAUGAACCAAGCAGUGUGUCCACUUCACAAGGCAGUAAUACUGAUGAUGACUCUACUGAGGUUCCAAAGAGUACGGCCGUGAAUGUUCUAGAGAGAGAACAGAAGUACCUGAAGCAACUAUUUACCUGCAAAAUCUGUUUCGAGAAGCCAGUUAAAGACCUCUUCUUGCCGUGCGGAGAGCUGGUUGCCUGUUUGGAGUGUUCCAAGCUUCUUACCCAUUGCCCCUCGUGCAACAAGAAGAUACUUGCUACUGUUACAACUUACUUUAGCUAA